Messenger RNA from Manis pentadactyla (Chinese pangolin), 5571 nucleotides. It is a transcript of the gene PARP14, whose product is annotated as poly(ADP-ribose) polymerase family member 14. Gene Ontology annotation, cellular component: nucleus; cytoplasm. Bases 51 to 5459 code for a protein of 1802 amino acids. Gene Ontology annotation, molecular function: transcription corepressor activity; NAD+ poly-ADP-ribosyltransferase activity. The transcript has 17 exons. Gene Ontology annotation, biological process: negative regulation of gene expression. The record is from RefSeq and is a predicted model, not a curated record. NCBI's taxonomy places the organism in Eukaryota, Metazoa, Chordata, Mammalia, Pholidota, Manidae.
CCGGAGUCUGGGUGGGUGGGGCAGUCCCGGCCUGACGUGCGGAGCUGAGGAUGGCCGCUCGCGGCUCCUUCCCGCUGCUCGUCCAAGGGUCCUGGGGCCCCGAACCCCCGCAGAACUUGAGCACCAAGUUGCAGAUGUACUUCCAGAGCCCGAAGAGAUCGGGAGGCGGGGAGUGUGAGGUCUGCCAGGAGCCCGGGAGCCCGCCGCAGUUCCUGUUGUUCUUCCAUCUGGAGGACGUUCGGCGGAAGGUUCUGGAGAGAGAGAACCAUGAGUUAGUAUGGCCAGGACAAGGAACAUUCAAGUUAACUGUCCAGUUGCCCACAGCACCAGUGGAAGUCCAUGUCGUUGAGGGGGAAAUUGCAACAAAGGAAUCCAAGGCCAAAGAACAUGUCAAAGAACCAGAUGGGUCAGAAGAACUGGAUGCCAAACUAUUUACUGACAGAAGAUCAAAAAAAAUGGAAGCUAUCUCAAAAGAAUGUGAAAAGAUUUCCUCUUUGGUUGCAUUUGAAAAUCUCAAGGCAAAUGUGACUGACAUAAUGUUAAUCUUGUUAGUAGAGAACAUUAGUGGCCUUACAAAUGGUGAUUUUCAAGUGGAAAUACUACGAGAUUUUGAUGUUGCUGUAGUCACCUUCCCAAAAUCUGUAGAUGUCAUGAAAUUCAUUGAUGAUUGUGCCAAGCACCACUCCAUGAAACACCUUAAGCUUUCUCCAAGAGUUCUGGAAUUGACGAAAACAAUCAGGGUUGAAAACCUGCCACCUGGUGUCGAAAACUGUAAUUUGAAAUCUUUAUUUGAAAAUCCUCAAAAUGGAGGAGGAAGAAUUGCCAGUAUUGAAUGUUUUCCAGAAGAGAAUUCAGCUCUGAUUGAAUUUUUUGACAGCAAAGUGUUAGACACCAUCAUGACCAAGAAAUUUGACCUCCUCAAUAUGCCGCUCUCGGUGUUCCCUUACUAUACCUCUUUGGGCACAGCUUUGUAUGGAAAGGAGAAGCCUCUGAUUAAGCUUCCAGCACCAUUCAGAGAAUCACUGGCUCUUCCCUUGUGGAAGUUCUUGCAGCAAAAGACUCACCUGAUUGAGGAGAUAAAUGAUGAAGUGAGACGCUGCCACUGUGAGCUAACCUGGUCUCCACUCAGCUGUGAAGUUACCAUCAGACCUGCAGCCACCUUGGUCAAUCAAGGAAGACUAAGAAUCAAGACCUGGCAGAAAGAUGCUUCCACCGCACUCUCCAGCAUCAGGUCUAAAUAUAAAGUUAUCUCAUUUAAAGUGGACCCAAUAGUGUGGGACACUGUGAAAAAUGAUUUAGAAGAUGACAGGAUUUUAACUGAGUUUGAUGCAUGCCUGGGGAUUAUAAACUUCGUGGGGAAAUCAGAGGAUAUACAAAGCAUUGAGUCACAAAUCAAGGAAUUAAUAGAAAGCACCAUGCAAAAAAUUAAAAGAGAAAAGCAAAGUCUGAAGGAAAAAGUGGCUAUUUCUCCAGGAAAGUAUUCUCUUUUGUGCCACAGUGGUGUACAGGAGCAGCUCUGCACAGAAUGCCCAGAUGUGGAGAUUUCCUAUGAUGAAGCCAGUCAGCACAUGUACUUCAAAGGACUCCAACCAGAUGUGCGUAAAGUAAAGUGGGAAAUCCAGGAAAAGCUGUACGCCAUGGCCAAGAAAAACAUUCAUGUUCCCCGUGAGGUUUUCCAGUUUUUGCAACAAGUAAAUUGUGCAGAACUCUCUAAGUCUCUGUUUAUAGCACAGAAAAUUCUUGCAACUUGUGAGCUAGAUGGUACAACUGUUUUCUUAACCGGCUGUUCUUUUGACGUCCUAUUAGAAGCUGAAAAGCAAAUAAGCAGUGCUUUAAGUUAUAAGCGCAUAGACAUUGAGGACAAGGGAGUUCUUAAUGACAAGAAAUGGAAGGAGCUCACUCAGAGUUUAAGUAAGAAAUAUAAUUCCUCCCCAAAGACUAUAGUAAUCAAUCAGUUGACUUCAGGCACCACAGCUGAGGUCAUCAUCUCAGGCUAUGUAGGAGAAGUAAAUAAAGUCCAUGACUUGCUUUACGAGUUCUUGGAAAAACACAUCAAAAUAGAGAGAUUGAUUGAAGUAAAGUCUUCCUUAGUUUUUGAUUAUUUAAGGAUAGAAAAGAAGCUGUUCUGGCAAAAGAUAAAGAGGACAGGUGUUCAGGUAAUUUUCAAUUCUGAGAAUAAACAAAAAGGCAUUUUACUAAUUGGCCCAAAGAUCAGAGUCCUGGAGGGAAUGAACAUCAUCAAGCAAGCCCGGGAUUCAGUCUCUGUUAAAAGCAUCCAUAUCGAUAAGCCAGGAACCAGCCAGUUCUUCAAGGACAAAGCCCGGUAUUACAAAGAUGAAGUUAAACAGUUAUUUGGUUGUUGUAUUGAGCUACAGGAGAGUGAAGGAGAGCAGGCGGGAGGCGGCACGAGGGCGCAGAAGUGUCUCUGCCGGACGGAGGUGGUCCCGGGAGUCUCCCUCACUGUGCAGCAGGGAGAUCUGACACGGUUUCCCGUGGACGUGGUGGUGAACGUGACAAACGAGGACCUCAAGCUCAGUGGUGACCUGGCGGCUGCUCUUUCCCAAGCAGCUGGUCCUGAGCUCCAAGCGGACUGUGACCAGAUAGUGAAGAGGAGGGGCAAGAUCCUACCUGGCCAUGCCACCAUCUCUAAAGCAGGACAGCUCCCGUACCGCCAUGUGAUCCACGCAGUAGGGCCCCAGUGGAAGCAAGAUGGGGCCGAGAAGCAUGUGUGUCAGCAGAAGAGAGCUGUGGACGAGAGUCUGCGUUUGGCUGAAGAACACAAGUACCGAUCCAUAGCCAUCCCUGCUGUUAGUUCCGGGGUCUUGGGCUUUCCCUUGGCCCUGUGUGCGGGGGCCGUUGUUCUGGCAAUAAAGGAAAACUUCCAGCGUAGCCAAGCCGGAUGCACCUUGAAAGAGAUUUACCUCGUGGGUUCAGCAGAGAAGACUGUGGAGGCCUUUGCCGAUGCUGUGAAGGAUGUCUUUAAGGAUGUGCGGCCUGACGCAGCUUCCCUGCCCAAUUUACCAGCAGCGGUCCCACCCAGCGUGAGACAAGUUCAUGGCAGCAGACGAACUUUGCUGUCCCCAGAAGGCCUGAGGAUCCUGUUGGUCAGAGAAGAUGUGCAAAGUUCUACGGCUGAUGUUGUUGUGAACUCCAUUUCCUCGGACCUCCAACUUGGUAAAGGGCCCCUUUCUCAGGCCAUCUUAGCAAAAGGUGGGCCAAAGCUCCAGGAGGAACUGAACAUAGCUGGACAAAUGGCAGAGGUUGGUGUGGGCACAAUUCUGCAAACCAGAGGCCACAACCUGCACUGCCACUGCGUGCUUCACGUGGUGCCUCCGACCUGGAAGAAUGGCAGCACAUCUUCACUCAAGAUCAUGGAAGACAUAAUCAGAAAAUGUUUGGAAAUCACUGCCAGUUUGUCCUUGAGAUCAAUUGCAUUUCCAGCAAUAGGAACAGGAAAUUUGGGGUUUCCUAAAAACGUUUUUGCUGAACUAAUUGUUUCUGAAGUGUUGAAAUUUAGUAGCAAGAAUCGCCAGACAACUUUACAAAUGGUUCAUUUUCUGCUGCACCCAAAUGAUCUUGAAAAUAUUCAGGCAUUUUCAUAUGAAUUUGCCCGAAGGAGUAAUGGAAAUGUCAUCAGUGACAAAACUCCCCAGGCUGAAGAUGCACAAGGUUUCUAUGGGGCUGUUUCUAGCCCUGAUUUAGGAAUGCGUGAAAUGAAGAUUGGACCCAUCACCUUUCAGGUGGCCUCUGGAGAUAUCACCAGAGAAGAGGCAGAUGUGAUCGUAAAUUCAACAUCAAAGUCAUUUAAUCUCAAAGCAGGGGUCUCCAAAGCAAUUUUAGAAUGUGCUGGCCAAAAUGUGGAAAUGGAAUGCUCUCACCAAACUCAACAGGGGAAAUGUGACUAUAUAAUUACCCAAGGAGGGUUACUGAAGUGCAAGAAUAUUAUUCAUGUCGUUGGUGGAAAUGAUGUCAAGAGAUCGAUAUCCUAUGUUUUGCAAGAGUGUGAAAAACGGAAUUACUCAUCCAUCUGUCUCCCAGCCAUUGGGACAGGAAAUGCCCAACAAGACCCAGAUAAGGUUGCUGAAGCCAUAAUUGAUGCCAUUGAAGAGUUUAUCCAGAAAAGAGUGCCUCAGUCUGUGAAAAAAGUUAAAGUUGUUAUCUUUCUGCCUCAACUCCUGAACGUGUUUUAUGCCAGCAUGAAAAAAAGAGAAGGAUCUCGGGUUUUUCCUCAACAGUCUGUGAUGUCUAAAGUUGCAUCAUUUUUGAGCUUGUCAAGUCAAUCUCCCCCCAAAAAACAUCCUUUGGUUUUGGAAAAGAAAACAGAAUCAGCAAUUUUUCAGGUGUGUGGUGAAAAUGAAACAUGUGUGGAGAAUGCCCUCUCCUGGAUACAGGAUCUGAUUAAAAAGGAACAAUGUCCUUACACGAGUGAAGAUGAGUGUAUCAAAGACUUUGAUGAAAAGGAAUUUCAGGAAUUGAAUGAGCUGCAAAGGAACUUAAAUAUUACCAUUUUCUUGGACCAUAAAAGACCUCUGAUUGAGGUUUGGGGAAUUAAAGAUGCGAUAAAGGCUAGAGAUGCCAUUGAGAACAUGAUCAAGAGAGUUAGACUGGCCAAAGAACAGGAAUCCCGGGCAGCUUGUGUAAGUGAAUUUAUAGAAUGGCAGUAUGAAGACAAUAACAUUUUUCAUAAUUUUGACAAAAUAACCAAUUUGCAAUUGGAGGAAGCAAAGAAGGAACAGAGAAAGACUGUUAAUAUCAAAAUUAAUCAUCAGAGCUACACAGUGGACUUGAAAUUAUACACUGCAACAGGUGCAAAGGGACGCAAUUUAUCUGUUCGGCGCCUCAUGAAAUCUCAAGUUGAGAUCCCUGCGCAUUGGAGUGAUAUGAAACAGAAGAAUGUCUGUGUGGUUGAGCUCCAGCCUGGCCAUGCAGAAUACAGCACUGUGGCGAGUAAGUUUAAUCAGACCUGCCCAGACUUCAACAUAGAGAAGAUUGAAAGGAUCCAGAAUAUGGAUCUCUGGAAUAGCUACCAGGCAAAGAAAAAGACCAUGGAUGCAAAGAAUGGCCACAUAACAAAUGAGAGGCAGCUCUUCCACGGGACAGAUGUGGACUCGGUGCCGCAUGUCAACCAAAAUGGCUUCAACCGCAGUUAUGCUGGAAAGAAUGCUACGGCGUAUGGAAAGGGAACGUAUUUUGCUGUCCAUGCCAGUUAUUCUGCCAGUGAUACAUACUCUAGACCAGACAGAAAUGGGAAGAAGCAUAUGUAUUACGUGCGAGUACUUACUGGAACCUACACACGUGGACAUCAGUCAUUAAUUGUGCCUCCGGCAAAGGAUGUUCAAAAUCCUACUGACCUGUACGACACUGUCACAGACUGUGUGCAAAAUCCAAAUCUGUUUGUGGUAUUUUAUGACUACCAAGCUUACCCAGAGUAUCUCAUUACUUUUAGACAUAGGUACUAACAUUUUGGUAUCCUUCACAGAAGACAGUAGAUAUAUCUAGCUGUAAAAUAAGUUUUAGGGUUUUUUUUCUCUUAACAACUUUUUCUGAAAUAAAAGGAUCCAUGUCACUGAA